Exophiala mesophila is the source of this 3962-nucleotide messenger RNA. RefSeq lists its product as uncharacterized. The coding region runs from base 333 to 3530 and encodes 1065 amino acids. Lineage: Eukaryota; Fungi; Ascomycota; Eurotiomycetes; Chaetothyriales; Herpotrichiellaceae. The record is from RefSeq and is a predicted model, not a curated record. The transcript is spliced from 2 exons. Gene Ontology annotation, molecular function: ATP binding; ATP hydrolysis activity; translation elongation factor activity.
AAUAAAACCGCCCCCCCAGCCGCUGUUUCGCCUUGUCAGUUUUUUGAUCCCUUCCCUCAUCUCUCCCCUCUCCAUCAUCCCUCCUCUUUAUCGCAGUUCUCUUCAAAGAGCACUUGCAUCUUCUUUCUUUUCGUUAGACUAGACGCCAUCUAGAGCGAGACGAGCGUGUGAAGCGCAGUCCGUGGGCACAUUUCCCCUGUUUCCCACCCACCGCUAUUUUCAGUCCAUUGCUGAAAAUUUCUUCACAUCAUCAUCACAUCAACGCAUCCACCAAAAUCCGUCUUGCAACCACCCCCCCAAACUUGAACGCCAGAGUCAUUUUUCAGCACGACAUGCCCGCUGUUGACGCCAUGACUUCCACCCCAGCGACCUCCGCAAAGGAGACCAAACAGUCACUCGCCACCCUUGAUCAGUUGUUGCAGAAACUCUCAGUCUCAAAGGCUCAAGAUGAGGCCAACGCCGCUUCCAUCAACGUGGCCACCCUCCUGAACGGCCCUAUCGAAGAGCACGAUGUGCCCCAAAAGGCCGUCGAGACCUUCAAGAAACAGCUGGCCAACAAGAAAGAUGCUCUCGUCAGAGAGCGAGCUGUCGAUGGCAUCCGAGCCAUUGCAGAACACUCCACUGUCUCCCCUGCCAUUGAGCCAUACUUGAUCUCCCUCCUCCCUCUUGCUUUGGCUGCAGUGGGUGACAAGAUGGUGCCCGUCAAGAAUGCUGCACAAAGCGCUGCUCUCGCCAUUUGCAAGGCAAUCAACCCCAAUGCCGUCAAGGCCGCCCUUCCUCACAUCCGAAACUCGAUUAUCACAGCCCAGAAAUGGCCCGAAAAGGCCACUGGACUUGACUGCAUCGAGGUUCUUGUCGAGACGGCCCCUACUCAACUCGCCUUCCUCGUCCCCACCCUCAUUCCCAUCGUUUCCGAGUCCAUGUGGGAUACCAAGCCUGAAAUCAAGAAGAAGGCCUACGGUACAAUGGAGAAGGUCUGCAAAUUGAUUGAGAACAAGGAUAUCGACCGAUUUAUCCCCGAACUCAUCAAGUGUAUUGCUAAGCCUGAGAACGUUUCUGAAACCGUUCACUUGCUUGGUGCAACCACUUUCGUCACUGAUGUGCACGAGCCUACACUGGCCAUCAUGGUUCCUCUUUUGGAGCGUGGUCUGGCUGAGCGUGAGACCGCCAUCAAGCGAAAGUCCGCAGUCAUUGUCGACAACAUGUGCAAGCUGGUCGAAGAUCCUCAGAUUGUGGCCGCUUUCUUGCCCAAGCUCAUGCCUGCUUUGACUAAGAACUACGAGAAUUUGGCUGACCCCGAAGCUCGUGAAAAGACCAAGCAAGGUCUAGACACCCUCAAGCGUGUUGGUGCCGUCAAGGAGGACGGUACAGCACCCCAAAUUUCCACUGCCGGCGAGAUUGGCACCGUCUCACCUAUUCUCAAGUCCAUUAUCGACCAGAAGCACAAAUCUGCCUCUUAUGAGGCCACCAUCCAAUACGUGUCCGCCAUUGCUGGCCAGCUCAUCGAUGAGAAGGUCGUCGAUUCGGCUGAUUGGAUAGCCAACACCGUCGAAUACAUCAAAUCCAUCGUCGGUGAAAAUGAUGCCCACAACGUUGUUGAUCAGCUCCGCAAGAAGGCUUCCCCCGGUAUCGAAGAGGAGGCCGAGGCUGAAGCCGACGAUGAAGAAGGUGAAGACCUCUGCAACUGCACCUUUAACUUGGCCUAUGGUGCUAAGAUUCUCCUGAAUCAAACUCACCUGCGUUUGAAGCGUGGUCAGCGAUACGGUCUUUUGGGCCCCAACGGUUCUGGCAAGUCCACCCUCAUGCGUGCCAUCAACAACGAACAGGUCGAAGGCUUCCCCAAACAAAAUGAAGUCAAGACCGUUUUCGUCGAGCACGAUCUCGAUGCUGCCGAUACUGAACAGACUGUCAUUGGCUGGACCAUGAUGAAACUGGAGCAGGUCAACAUCGUCAAGCCCAAGGAAGAGGUUCAGUCUCGCUUGAUCGAGUUCGGUUUCCUGCAGGAGCAACUCGAAGCCCCCAUCACUUCCCUGUCUGGUGGCUGGAAGAUGAAGUUGGCUUUGGCUCGUGCCGUGUUCGAAGAGCCUGAUAUUCUUCUGCUCGAUGAGCCUACCAACCAUUUGGAUGUGAAGAACGUUGCCUGGCUUGAACAAUAUCUUAUCAACUCCCCCUGCACUUCCAUCAUUGUGUCUCACGACUCCAAGUUCUUGAACAAUGUCAUCCAACACGUCAUCCACUAUGAGCGCUUCAAGCUCCGAAGAUACCGUGGUAACCUGACCGAGUUCGCUAAGCGAGUUCCCUCUGCUCGAUCCUACUUCGAGCUUGGAGCCUCUGAGCUGGAGUUCAAGUUCCCCGAGCCCGGUUUCCUCGAAGGUGUCAAGACCAAGGCCAAAGCUAUCGUGCGUGUCAGCAAGAUGGCAUUCCAAUACCCUGGUACCGAGAAGCCUCAAAUUUCCGACAUCACUUUCCAGGUGUCUCUGGGCUCCAGAAUUGCCGUCAUCGGCCCCAACGGUGCUGGCAAGUCUACCUUGGUCAACUGCUUGACCGGUGAAUUGAUUCCCACCACUGGUGAGGUCUACCAGCAUGAGAACAUCCGUAUUGCAUACAUCAAGCAGCACGCUUUUGCUCACAUCGAUAACCAUUUGGACAAGACUCCCUCGGAAUACAUCCAGUGGCGUUUCCAGACCGGUGAAGAUCGUGAGACCAUGGAUCGUGCCAACAAGAUCGUCACUGAAGACGAUGAGAAGGCCAUGGACAAGAUCUACAAGAUCGAGGGCAGCCAGCGACGUGUUAUUGGUAUCCACUCUCGUCGUAAGUUCAAGAACUCGUACGAGUACGAAUGUUCGUUCGCUCUCGGAGAGAACGUUGGCAUGAAGAACGAGAAGUGGACCCCCAUGAUGACUGCCGACAAUGCUUGGAUUCCCCGAUCUGAAAUCCUUGCAUCCCAUCAAAAAAUGGUUGCUGAGGUUGAUCAGAAGGAGGCUCUUGCCAGCGGUCAAUUCCGUCCUUUGAUCCGAAAGGAGAUCGAGGCUCAUGGUGCUAACUUCGGUCUGGAUGCCGAACUCAUCUCUCACUCCCGUAUGCGCGGUCUUUCCGGAGGCCAGCGUGUCAAGGUUGUCCUUGCUGCCUGCACAUGGCAACGACCCCAUUUGAUCGUUCUCGACGAGCCCACCAACUACCUGGAUCGUGACUCGCUUGGUGCCCUUUCCAAGGCCCUCAAGGCUUUCGAGGGUGGUGUUGUCAUCAUCUCCCACAACGCAGAGUUCACUGAAAGCUUGACGGAAGAAGUUUGGUCUGUGCAGAACGGAAAGAUGACUCCUUCUGGUCACAACUGGGUUCAAGGACAGGGUAGCGGCCCCAGACUGACCGAGAAGGACGACGACGAAGAGAAGUUCGAUGCCAUGGGCAACAAGAUCGAGGGCAACAAGAAAGCCAAGAAGCUGACCUCGUCCGAACUGAGAAAGAAGAAGAAGGACCGCAUGGCCCGCCGCAAGCGUGGUGAGGAGGUCUUCACUGAUGAGGACGAGUAGACGACUCAUGUGAUGGUUUUAACGAUCUUUAAAAAAUGACGAGUCGUGCUCUCUUGUGUUGGCUUGCAUAGCACAGCAUCUCGGAUCGGCGUUUGAAGACGGAUGUACAGAUGUUGACACGUCUAAGGCACCGAUCUACGUCCAUACGAACAUGAUUCACUUGCGUUUUACGUUGGGAGUUUGGGGGGUAUGUGGGUUCCAAAAGGUCCGCACUGGUUUCGUUGCGUUGAGUUGAAUAGCAUCGGCAAUAGAGGCUGGAGAUACUGUAUCUCUACAAGCCGUCUGCUUCAGAUACCCACCUGCGACAUGGUCCAGAGCGACAGAGGAGAGAACUGUUGAUCAUAGACAUAGACAAGUGGUUAGAACACUCGAUCUUUGGCCAUCGAGUUCCAUAGACGGAUUGAAAUGCGAUAUCGAAUGUUCAAAAUGAAA